GAGAGAAGCUGCCGGCAAGAAAGCGCGCUGUCUUGAUGUUCCCCAAGAUAUCCAGGUGAGAGAAGCACAAAAAAUUCUCAUGGAUAAUACAUUUCGGGAAAGCACUGCCAGAUGUCAGUAACUGAGGGCCCAGCUGCCACCAAACAGAAGAUGGAGAAACCCUUGCAGCUGGUUUACAACAUAGAUGAGAAGCUGGUACUUAACCCAAAUGCUCUGAAGGUCCUCCAGUCCAUCGACGAUCCAAUGGUUGUUGUGGCUGUGGUUGGUGCUGCACGUACAGGGAAGUCCUAUCUCCUGAACUGUCUCGCGGGAGAAAAGAAUGUAUUCUCAGUAGAUUCAACUGUCCAGUCUCACACUAAAGGAAUCUGGAUGUGGUUUCGAACCCUCCCUCAGAGACCCAAUGAGGUCCUCCUGUUGUUGGACACCGAGGGUCUGGGAGAUCCUGAGAAGGGAGACAUCCACAAUGAUCAUUCCAUCUAUUCACUGGCGGUCCUUCUGAGCAGCAUCUUCAUUUACAAUGGUCAAAAAAACAUCGACCAGCGAUCCCUGCAAGACCUACAUUUUGUGACUGAACUGUCGAAGCGGAUCCAGAUGAAGUCCCAGCCUGACGACUCUGACAGUUGGGAUUUUGUCCGUUUCUUCCCUGAAUUUGUCUGGCUGAUUCGUGAUAUGACUCUGAAAAUGACGAUUGAUGGAAUACCUGUGACUCCAAAUGAGUACCUAGAAUACAGUCUGAAAUUGAAGAACAGUGAGAUCAGAAAGCAGGACAAGGAAUAUAAUGAACUCCGCAGGUGUAUCCGCAAUCAUUUUCCCUCACGUUGCUGCUUUGCAUUUCCCUUUCCCACACACCCAAAUAAUGUUGGGCAGCUCCAGGAAUUGGAGGACAAGGAUCUGGAUGAGGGUUUUGUCAAGGAGCGGAAAAACCUCAACAAUUACAUUCACAACCACACAAAAGUCAAGAGGGUUGUUGGGGGUCACCUGGUCACGGGCAGGAGAUUUGUUGAAUUGGCCAAGGUGUACGUGGGCAUGAUGGCGGAUGGGGUCCUACCAUGUGUGGAGAGCAGUGUCGCCAGAGUAGUGGAGGUGGAAAAUAAAGCAGCAGCAGAUGACGCCCUGAAAUUCUAUGAUGAUUCAAUGAAAGAAUUCUCAGAAUCUAAUUGUUAUUCUGUGAGAAAACUCAUAGAACUAUACAAUAAGAGGAGUUUAGAGGCAUUCGAUAUGUUCCAGAAAAGAUCUAUGAACAACAACAGUGACAAACACAUCAAACAGCUGGAGGUGAGCUUCUAA
Molecule: messenger RNA, 1287 nt
Organism: Hypanus sabinus (Atlantic stingray)
Lineage: Eukaryota; Metazoa; Chordata; Chondrichthyes; Myliobatiformes; Dasyatidae
Product: guanylate-binding protein 1-like
Exons: 7
Coding region: 112-1287 (391 amino acids)
Molecular function (GO): GTPase activity; GTP binding
Source: RefSeq, a predicted model, not a curated record